Molecule: messenger RNA, 1554 nt
Organism: Aspergillus lentulus
Lineage: Eukaryota; Fungi; Ascomycota; Eurotiomycetes; Eurotiales; Aspergillaceae
Product: putative MFS multidrug transporter
Biological process (GO): transmembrane transport
Cellular component (GO): plasma membrane
Molecular function (GO): transmembrane transporter activity
Source: RefSeq, a predicted model, not a curated record
AUGCCAUCCAUCGACCUCCCAGAACAGACCUUUACCAUGGACGACACAUCCAGACAGACGAAAACGCAGUCGGACUUUCUCGAAAAAGCAGAAGCAGAAGCAGACAUCGGCAUCGUCCCAGACCCAGCCAGCGAACUAUCCGAGCCUCAUCGUGCGUAUCUGCUCCAGCGACAUGGCACCCUCGACCUCGAUCCUCUCCCGAGUAUGGACCCGGCAGAUCCAUACAACUGGCCUUUAUGGAAGAGAAUAACCAACCUCCUCCUGGUGGCCUUCCACGCCUUCAUGGGCACGUUCAUCGCAGCAGGCAUCAUCGCCGCGUACGAGGACAUCGCCGUCGACCUGGGCGUCUCAAUCCAGAAAGUCAGCUACCUCACCUCGCUGCAGAUCGCGAUCCUAGGCGGCGGCCCGCUGGUCUGGAAACCGCUCUCGCAGCGCUUCGGACGGAGGCCUAUCUUCCUGGUAUCGCUGGUCCUAAGCUGCGUGUGCAAUAUCGGCUGCGCGAAGAGCCCGGAUUAUGCGUCUAUGGCGGCGUGUAGGGCGCUCGUUGCGUUCUUCAUUUGUCCUGCUAUGGCGAUUGGGAGUGCAGUCGUUGCGGAAACGUUUUUCAAGCGCGAGAGAGCUAGAUACAUGGGUGUCUGGACGGUGAUGGUCACGCUGGGUGUGCCGAUUGGACCGUUCAUUUUUGGGUUUGUUGCGCAGCGCGUGGGAUAUAGGUGGAUAUACUGGAUUCUGGCAAUUACCAACGCCGUUCAAUUCAUCCUCUACCUCUUCCUCGGCCCUGAAACCCGCUACAUCGGCACAGACAUGACCUCCAAAACGUCAGCCCUCCAACGCGAAUACCUCUCCCUCCGACGCAUCGAUCCCACCCCUUUCACGCUCCGCGAAUUCUACCACCCCCUCACCCUCUUCACCAACAUCCCCGUCCUGACCGCCGCGUGCGCCUACGCAAUGGUCUUCCUCUUCGGCAGCGUCCUCAACUCCGUCGAAGUCCCUCAGCUGCUACAAUCCAAGUUCAGACUCAACGCCCAACAACUCGGCCUCCAGUUCCUCGGGCUUAUCAUCGGCUCCCUCCUCGGCGAGCAGCUCGGCGGCCACGCCUCAGACAUCUGGAUGGCGUUCCGCGCGCGCCGCAUCUCCCGCCGCCCGCCGCCUGAAUUCCGCCUCUGGCUGAGCUAUAUCGGGUUCCUGCUGACAAUCGCAGGAAUGGUUGUCUUCCUAGUAUGCACGGAGCACGCGAAGCAAGGCGUGUGGACCGUGUCGCCAGUGGUGGGGACCGGCGUCGCGGCGUUCGGGAACCAGGUUGUCACGACUGUGCUGACGACGUACGCGGUUGAUGCGUACCCGGCUGAUGCGGGGAGUAUCGGGGUGUUUAUCAACUUUGUGCGGUCCGAGUGGGGGUUUAUCGGGCCGUUCUGGUUCACGGCGAUGUUUGAGAAAGUGGGCAUUGCGAGGAGUGCGGGUGUGGUGACGGCGUUGAUUAUGGGGGUUAGUUUUGUGCCGACGGCGCUGCUGCAUUGGAGGGGGGAGAAGCUUCGUCUUCGUCAGAAGGAGUAG